Molecule: messenger RNA, 2222 nt
Organism: Sebastes umbrosus (honeycomb rockfish)
Lineage: Eukaryota; Metazoa; Chordata; Actinopteri; Perciformes; Sebastidae
Product: cerebellar degeneration-related protein 2-like
Exons: 6
Coding region: 217-1545 (442 amino acids)
Source: RefSeq, a predicted model, not a curated record
UUAUUUUGAAACCGGAAGCGCAGCAGAGUCGUCAGCAGCAGCAGUGAGCUGUCUGUCUGUCUGUCUGUGUGGAGAUGAGCGCACACCGGUGCCGGUUGCAGAGAGGCGUGCAGACAGACAGCAGCAGGAAGGACGUUUAUUAAACUCUGUCUUCUUUGUCAUGUUAAACACUCGGAUUCAUCCUCAGACUGUGUGACUGAUCUCAAGAAGAAGAAGAUGUUGACAGACAUGAUUGUGGAGCAGGAAUUUGAGAUCCAGGAGGAGGAACCGUGGUACGACAAGCAAGACCUUGAACAUGACCUGCAGCUGGCUGCCGAGCUCGGGAAGAGUCUCCUGGAGCGGAACAGGGAGCUGGAGCAAGGCCUGCAGCAGAUGUACUCCACCAACCAGGAGCAACUGCAGGAGAUCGAGUACCUGACAAAGCAGGUGGACCUCCUCCGGCAGGUCAAUGACCAGCACGCUAAAGUGUACGAGCAGCUGGACGUGUCGGCCCGAGAGCUGGAAACCAGCAACCGCAAACUGGUUCUGGACAACCGGACGGCGCAGCAGAAGAUCCAGGGGCUGAUGGAGACGGUGGAGCUGCUGCAGACGCAGGUGGAGGAGCUGCAGCAUCAGGUGGAAGAGCUGAAGCUGAGUCCUCCUCAACCUCUGAAGCCUCCGCACGGAGAGAAGUGGCCGCGCAGUGCUCAGAGUGUGUCCUGCCUGAAAGAGCUGCAAAACACACUCAGGUACGACUACGACGAACCCUCGGUCGACCUCGAGUCCUCUGACAUGUCGUGGCGCGAGGAGGAGCAGGCGUCGCUGCGACAAUCCCUCCGCAGCCUCCAGACUCAGUUCGCCAGCGAGCGAGCCCGGAGGGAAGAGUCGGAGCGAGAUGCCGAGAUGCUCGCCAGUGAAAAUGCAGCGCUGGAGCAGCAGCUGGCGGGGAUGGAGGGCUGUCAGGCCAGAGUGUCCGAGCUGGAGCGUGAGGCCGAGGAGCUUCGUCAGCUCUGGAAGUCAGAUUCCUGCACCAGAUCCACCAGGCCGGACGGCAUCCACAGUCUGCUGCCCAACUCCAUGUUCCUCAACCCGGAGGAGGAGAACGAGGGCGACGCUGCUGCACCCAAGAGCCCCUGGGUCCUGAAGCAAUGGGACAGCGAGCGGCUGAUGAAGGCCACGCAGAUGCCCGACUCCCCCGACUCCCCCAACAGGAUCUACGACCACGAGUGCUCCUGCGUGCGCCGGGCCGAGGUGGUGAAGUACCGUGGGAUCUCGCUGCUCAACGAGGUCGACGCUCAGUACAGUGCCUUGCAGGUGAAGUACGACGAGCUGCUGCAGCGCUGCCACCUGGGCCAGCAGGAUGAGCAGAACCAAGACUCGGUCCAGACUGCGUCUCUUGCUUGUCCUGCUCUGACAGACAUGGAGGACUUUGAGGGGGACUUUCACCAGCCGGAGUACAAGGAACUUUUCAGGGAGAUUUUCUCCCGCAUUCAGAAAACCAAAGAGGACCUGAUUGACAACCGAGGGAGACCCUCAGCUGGUGAAGUGCUGCCUAUCGUGCAUUAGCAGCUUCUCAAUAAAAAAAACACCUGCUGCAAGAUUAAUUAUUUUGUCUUCCAGUUAAAGAGCGACUCUUUGGAAAGACUCUUACAGCAGCACAUGAAGCUAGCUACACUUUACUGUAUGUUAUUUGCCCAGAAAUGGUGAUCGCCAUGCAAAAGGGGUUAAGAGAUGAGAGUGAUGCAGGAACAACAAGGCCAAACACCAGCAGCUCAUGUCUCACAUGUAGCUCAUUUUGCACAGAAACACCAGUGCCUAACGCCGCCGUCUCUACUGUGCACUCACUCUACCUCACUUUGCACAAACAAGCUCCCGAGGGAAUCAUUUCUGGGUCUUCCUCUCAUGAGCUGUAUCGGUAACACUUUAUUCUACGGGUCCAAUAGUUUCCUAGAAAGACGUAAAUCCACAGAAAGCUUCCUGGAAAAGAUGUAAAGAUGUAAUUUGGUGCUAAUUAUAGAGAAAAUGGAGGCUUUGUUCAACUGGUUCUCUUCCAAUUAAACAAUUUCAAUUAAUUGCUGGUGUAUCCUAAACAAUAUAACAAUUCAAUAUAUCUGGAAAAUCAAGUUUCCAAGUAAAUUUCUUUCAUUCAAGUCAAUUCCUCUGGAAAUCAAACUGACACUAAUGAUCGUUUCCAUUACUGAUUAUUAAAAAAAACUAAUUAGUCUAUAAAAUGCCAGAAAAUA